Pocillopora meandrina is the source of this 4796-nucleotide messenger RNA. NCBI's taxonomy places the organism in Eukaryota, Metazoa, Cnidaria, Anthozoa, Scleractinia, Pocilloporidae. The record is from the annotation of a GenBank genome assembly.
AUGAAUUGGACCAGUUGUGGGCCAACAACACCAGAUGAGGAGCCACCAGACGAUAACAUAAAAAAAACAGUUACUGUUAUCCUUGUGAUCCUUAUAAUCGCUAUCGCCAUUGGCAACUCGCUUCUGUUUAAAGCUUUUCACAAAUUUCCAAGCCUCAGAACUGCGUCUAACAGCAUUCUAAUGAGUUUGAGUGCAGCCGACAGUUUAACAGUGGUUGUUUUUACCUUGGAUAUCUCCUUCUUGGCUCUUAAAACAAAAAAUGGUCUCGUGUGUACAGUUAGUGCAGGUUUGACCAUUUUACUCAUAUCAGUUAUUAUCGUGCAUCUCACUCUUAUCAGCGUCGAACGCUUCAUCGCCGUGAAGUUCGCAUUGAGAUAUCAAAGCAUUGUAACAACCCGCCGCACAGUGCUCGCCUCCUUCGCUGUGUGGCUGUGGGCUCUUGCUGUUACAGUUAUAUUACCACACACGCUCCGCACAGAAGACGGCAAUAUUUUUAAAGGGCUUUACCACGCUCUGCAUCCAUGUUCUAAAUGCUCUCUAGAAAAGGGGAAACCAAUGCCUCAUGCAGCCAUGGGAUAUCUCAUCUUCUGGGUGAUGUCGGUUCUUGUCAUACCAAUACUGGUCAUACUAUGCUCCUACGGAUACAUCUUCCUCAUUUCUCGUAAACACAGGCGGGAAAUCAAAGAUCAAGUAAAUAUUCAAGGAGCUGCCACCACUAAGGAAGAAAUGAAAGGCGCUCGCACUGUGGCUAUUGUGGUGGGAGGGUGCCUCGUCAGUUUUGUCCCGUUGUUAGUCGUAACCAGUUUACGUUUCCGUGGCGAGUCUUAUCACAAAACCCACAGGAAAAGAGUUGUGAAACACCUGGUUUUUGUCUUCGCACUCGGGUUUAACGCCUGCCUAAACCCAAUAAUUUACGGCUGGAGAAAUUCAAAUUUUAGAAGCGCUUUCCUUGCAAUCCUGAGAUGUGCUUAACAAUCGUUCGAUUCGUUUUUCCGUGUGCUUUGCCCAAAGACAGGGAUAAGCGUUUGUAACAGACAUUUCCUGGUUUUACUCAGACCAAGGAUUAUUGCUACGUUUAAGAGACUAAUUUUUGACCAAUGUUCUUUGUACAACGCAUUAACAAGAGCAUGUGCGAACUUUAUUGAUGUGAGAGAGCCUGAAUGUGUUACAUUUAGCAAAUUGUAAAGACCAACUGGAUUGUGUUCUGAUAAUCUAAGUUUAAAGCUCAGUGAAGUCUUCGUGCUUAGCUUGUAGAAUUCACGUUUUUGUAGUAAGUAGUAUGCGCCGAAGGACUCGCUCGCGUCUAAAUAAAUCAUGUUCCUGUUGGCGUACCAGUUAAAUUAUGAUGGAUGAAAAAACGGAAUUCUACACUGAAUUGAUGGAAAUUAGCAAGGUGUGCUUCGCAAACUGCAUUGACAAUCGGUUGAGAAAAUGAACUACUGACAUUCUAGACGUGUUUUCUUCGACUCAGUAUAUUGCAUCCAUUGAUUGUGUGUUGGUUGCCACGUUUUACAGCCACAGGCUGUUAAAAAUGUGUGAGGUUCACCCAAUGUGCAAUAGUGAGCCAUAAGUAAACGUUGCCUAACAUGUUACUAAAUUGGAAUGCGUCAUGGGUAACUUUUUAGCUUAACAGCGGAAAACCGAAAUUAAUAAUUUAUUUCGCCACACUCUUGAUGAAGAUAUAACGAUACAGAGUAUAUAUCUGACUGAAGCCAUGAAGUCGCUAAUUAAACAAUAAAUUCUACAUGCCUCCUGCAAUUAUUAAUACCCAACUUCUUUGGGGAUGUCAUUGCACUUCACGGACGGUUCACUUGCGGCGUAAGCAACCGACUUUUGCCACUAAACUUUUCAACCAAGGAUGUUGGGAACAAAUCAAAAUUAGAUUGAUAUCUUUUAGGAUUUGAGGUAUAUUGAUUACUAUGGAGUUUAAAGGAGAAGGAGAUGGGGUGGUACAGGUACGACAUAUUAAAAUUUUCGUCCCACAAACAAGUAAACCUUUGCCAAUUUCCAAUUUCAACCAGAAUUCGAUAGAAAGAAGAUCAAUGAAAAAGCGUUGACUGCUAUAAAGAAUUAUAAGAUAUUGGUUGUCUCUGCUGACAGUUGUUUUAAAUGUUGCAUGGAUUCAAACACGAAAGGGACGGAUGGCUGAUAUCUGUUUCUUUUAUGUUUUCGUGAAGUUUAAAUUAUCAUAUAAAAUUUGUGCUCUAUUGAUGAAGGCGAAUAAACACAUGCUCAUCGUUUAUUUUUACUGAAGCACGUUCGCAAAAAUCAACGGUUAUUUAGACGGACGGACCCUCAGAGCGAGUCUUAUUAAUUCUUUGUAAACUCCCCCAAACGAUAUCUAAGCCUCCAUCAAAAUAAACAGAAAGUUAAACAAGUUAACAAACGAUACCAUGCAAAAGCAAUUUUAACAGAGGCAGCUCAUUUGCAUGCUUUUAGAGUUAUGUUCUAUUUGAGAUCACCACCUGCUCACGUAAAGGGGUCCUAUUCGCUGUAGGCGUUUAGUAUACCUCUAUCUGCUACGAAAUAAAGGAGUAAAAACCGUGAAUUUUCAAAUAAUCUAUAAAUUGUCGAUACUCCAGACAAUUUACGGAGGGUCUCAAUGGGGUGAUGGCUUUUACCGCUAACGGUUAGAAUUUUGGCUAAUUUACGACUAACGGAUGAUAUCUUAGAAUUGUUGCCACCAGGAAAUUGUUUACUGUUAACUUUUUUUACAACUAACGGUUAAAAUUUGCCAAUUGUUACGACCAAAUUUUUUGGCAGUUGUGCGGCUAACUGUUAACCCCAUUAAGACCUUCUUUACACGUUUCCGACUUUCGCUUCCCAUUUCCUUUUUUAAAGUCAGGAACCUUCUGAUAAAAACUUGAUGUGUUUUGAUAGUAUUCUAUCAUACUAUCGGUGCAUUCAAUAACCUGCAUACGGUUUGACCAUCACAUAACGCCAAUAAAUAUGAACACUGAAUGAAGAUAAAAAAUUUCAUAAAAUGAAUGCACGGCCAUUUUAGAGAAGUCAGUUCGCUAUCAAUUGAAAAAUUUUCCCAAAAUAGGAAAAAACAACAUCUUUCAAACUGAAAAUUAAUUGCUUUUCCAACAUGACAAUUCGCAGAGCAGCUGUUUCAACUUAGUUUCUAAAAUUAAAAUUCAAGUAGGCAGGUCCACCAUUGCCAAGAAAAAAAACUAAUCAUUUUGUUUUGUUUCAGGGUAUUAAUUUAUCUAUGAAACUGGAUGAACGUUUAUGGAGUUUACAUACUUUCCUUUAAAAGGCUACUAAUCAGCCGGCUCUUCAUAGCUGCUGCAGCUGUUUCUUCUUCGAUGAGCGUGAAAAUUUUUUAUUUUGUGAAAUAUAAAAGUUAUGAAAAUCACGGAAGAAAAUUAUAUUUUAGGAACCUCAUGAACCAAAGUGAAAAGUAAAUGUUACAGAUGACGCGAAUUUGUAAUUUAUCUUUAUUCAGUCUUCGCAUGAUCAAUAAACUGACUGCCCUGACAUACAUAGCCGGCCUGACAUACAUAGGCUGGAUGACACUUUCUUCUUACCUCUACUUCUAGAAGAAGAGAAGAGAAAGGAAAAGAAUCCUUUAGGUCGAUUCAAAGUGGUUGUACCUUGCGUUAUUUUCAUAAUUAUCUUUGAUAAUUAUCAUCAUAAUUUCCUGUUUUGAAAGUAUAAACACUGUAAUGACGUCUCUAAGCUUACACGUCACAGCCCCAUCUAAUAUGAAAUUUUCUCUCUAUUUCUGAAGUUUCGAUCACAACUCGCGGCUUAAAGGUCGUUAUCAAUGAGUCAGACGACUGAUAUUUUACCUUCUACCAGCCCUCGUCUACGAACGUUCAUUCCGCGAAAUGGCAUUUCACUCGUCUUCUCCUCCUCCGGAAAACGAGAAAAGCCUGCCGACUGAGAUGAAGGCCUUGGUUGUUACAAUCCUCGUUACCAUCACAAUUGUCUCAAUCUUUGGCAAUACGAUGGUGAUCAGGGCGUUUUAUAAAUUUUCAAACUUGCGAAAUGCAGCUAAUGUUAUAGUGGUGAGUUUGUCAGUGGCUGGCAUUUCAAUGUCGGUGCCCUUCGUAUUACACAUUGCUACCAUUUUGGUCGGUAAGAAGGUACCUCCUCACCAACUGUGUGCUCCAGCAUCGAUAAUCAACCUUACUCUUAUCGGCAUCGUCAUUCUACACUUGACUUUAAUCAGCGUUGAACGUUUUAUCGCCGUUAAGUUCGCUAUGACAUAUCACACAAUAGUGACAAACCGCCGAACAGUGAUUGCUUCCACGGUGGCUUGGCUAUGGGGAGUUUGUGCCGUAAAUGCCUUUCCCGAGGCAUUCAAGGCGACUGAUAAAGUGUUUGGAGGUUAUCACGCUGGCUUGACACCGUGCUCACGUCAAUUCUCUCGUUCUCGCAUGGAGAACUCUGUUAAGACGUACCUGUUUUUUCUGGUGAUAUCAACGUUACUCGUGCCCAUUAUGAUUAUCAUUGCAUCAUACAGUUACAUAUUCAAAAUCGCUUGGAAACAGCGACGACAGAUCAAUGAAGAGAUCCAUGGAAAGCUGACCAGAAGAUCACACGAAAUGAAAGGUGCUUAUACAGUGGCCAUUAUUGUGGGGACAUGUCUCGUCAGUUUCAUUCCGCUGGUUGUUGUCUUGUGCCUCAAAUUCCUGAGUUCAACAUCGAUUGGAAAGGAACACAUGCACCUAGUGUAUUUAGUGGCCAGUUUGAAUGCUUGUUGGAAUCCCAUGAUCUACUGCUGGAGAAACGAAAACUUUAGAAAUAAUUUUAAAAGGCUUUUAAAGUGCAAACCAGAUGAUUGA